AAUUAUAAUGGUUCGCGUGUCAAGCUGGACAAUAAAUCAUGUUUCCAUCUUUAUUCUUGCUCAUCUGUCUUUUCCUACCGACAGUGUACUCCGCGUAUUGUGCAGUAUCCAUACGAUAUCAUGAAGAUGGCGAUUUAAAAGAACCGCAACCGCUGGUCUUGACAGAAAAUGGGGAAUCCUUUUUUUAUCCUGACAAGAAACAUGGAAGCUCCUUGGAACUCCCCAGUGGAUCUGUUCGUUUGGCAUGCCCUGGCAACGAUAAUUAUAUCCAAGUUGUACCCGACCGUAAAGAAGCUGUUGCUACUUGUAUCAGUGACACAAUCUUCAGCGUCAACAGGAUUCCUCGUACUUUUUCAUCAUUGACCUGUCGAACUAAUCUGCAAGUCACCGUCAGGAGUCUUCAGAAGCUUUGUCUGAACCAAUAUCGCUCUAUGGAAAUCGGUUUUCAAUUGAAUGACAGGUUCUUGCAGACAAUAGAAUUGUGUCGCAAUGACAAUACGUACGAGACUUAUUACACAAAAUUUAAGAUGUCCAACAAACAUGGCAAUGUGCAGACUGGAUAUCCCAGGCCUAGAAAUUGGAGAGACGCGAACUACUUCGCCGGACUGAAUAUGGAAAGGCUCUACAAUUGGAGAGUUCAGAUCGAAAUAAUCGGACGAAUUCUACAGUCUGAGGAAAUUGCGAAGAAGUAUAUCAACCAGGGUCAAUUUCUUUCGCGCGGGCACAUAUCGGCCAAAAGUGACUUUAUUUACGGUAGCCAACAGAACGCCACAUUUUCAUACCUAAACGCUGCGCCCCAAUGGGCCAGCUUCAACGGUGGCAACUGGAUGUAUCUGGAAGUGGGCGUUCAGAACUUCACCAGACAGAGUUCUCGGGACAUCGAAGUUUACACGGGAGUUCACGGACAAAUGACAAUGGCAGACAAAAAUGGACAACAACAGACGAUACAGUUGGCUGAGCCUGGCACGGAAAAGACUCUGACAGUCCCUAAAUUCUUCUGGAAAGUCAUUUAUGACCCAGUGAGCAAAAAGGGUACUGCGUUCGUGGGACUGAAUGAUCCUUUCAUACCAUCGAUCAGUGAGAGUAUUUAUCUGUGCAAAGACAGAAUAGAAUCCAAAAUGGAGUGGAUAAAUUGGAUGCCAACUAAUAUAAAAAAAGGUGUCUCGUACGUGUGCCCUAUUGACAGCCUUCGGAGGAAAAUCCCGACGAUACCGCCGCUGAAUGUAAUAGGAGUUUUAAUAUCGCCUCCUAUAUAGAGACAAUUGGAACACAAGCACUUGCCAAAUCUAACUCUUGACACGGUUCUGGGAUACUGCAAUUUGAUAGAUACGAUUUAUGGGAAACAGAAACUAUGUACAUUGAUGUACGCUGCCAAUCGAAUGUCAUUGGGCAGUAACUACAAGUCUAAGAAAAACACUACCGUUGAUGUUCCUAUAUUUCUACAUUGUUUUAUUUAUAUAUAUCUUACAUCGACAUAC
Messenger RNA from Colletes gigas, 1478 nucleotides. RefSeq lists its product as uncharacterized. Gene Ontology annotation, molecular function: single-stranded DNA endonuclease activity; nucleic acid binding; RNA endonuclease activity. NCBI's taxonomy places the organism in Eukaryota, Metazoa, Arthropoda, Insecta, Hymenoptera, Colletidae. Bases 39 to 1256 code for a protein of 405 amino acids. Gene Ontology annotation, biological process: apoptotic DNA fragmentation. The record is from RefSeq and is a predicted model, not a curated record. The transcript is spliced from 3 exons. Gene Ontology annotation, cellular component: mitochondrial inner membrane; nucleus.